AUGUCUGCAUCAAGGAGAUACUCUUCAGAAUCUACACUCUUGGAAGAAACAAUUUCCAUUAAUAAUCCCAUGGAUGCAAAGAAAUUAGACAUAAUUGAUAAUGUUCCACCAUUAUCAACAAAAAUUAGCCUGACUUGUAAUUUCGGGGAUUUACCAACCUGGCUUCAAGACAACGUAGACAUCCUAAGAG
Molecule: messenger RNA, 190 nt
Organism: Acaulospora morrowiae
Lineage: Eukaryota; Fungi; Glomeromycota; Glomeromycetes; Diversisporales; Acaulosporaceae
Source: the annotation of a GenBank genome assembly